Messenger RNA from Prunus armeniaca (apricot), 621 nucleotides. NCBI's taxonomy places the organism in Eukaryota, Viridiplantae, Streptophyta, Magnoliopsida, Rosales, Rosaceae. The record is from the annotation of a GenBank genome assembly.
AUGCUGCUUAUGGAAGGACGUUCUUGUGCACAAGAUGUGAUCUUUAACAGAGCCCAUUAUUUGGCUGGUGAAUAUGGAAGUCUUGUGGAAGGGGAACCUAAAUUAAUCAUAGAGAAACAAACCAAAUGGUCUCCUCCUCCAGUUGGUAAAUAUAAACUGAAUGUUGAUGCUGCUUUUAUUCCCAAAACAGGUGUGGGUGGAAUUGGUGCUGUUGUUAGAAAUGACAAAGGGGAAGUGAUGGAAGCUAUGGCCCUUCCUCUUGCCAAUGCCACCUCAUCUAAACAUGCAGAGAUCAUGGCGCUUCUUUUCGGGAUGAAAUUUGCCCGAGAUGCUGGCUUUUCUUAUAUUUUAAUUGACUCUGAUUCACAAAGGGUGGUAAAUGAUGUAAAGAAGGAUGAGGAAGAGUCUUGGGCAUUAGAUGGGCAUCUUAUUGAUGAUAUUAAGAGGAGUAUGCAACAAUUUGAAGAUGUUAUUAUCUCUUUUAGUCCAAGAGGGGGUAACCAAGUAGCUCAUUUUCUAGCAAGGAAUGCUCUUAAUUGUAAUACUAUGGUAACUUGGAUUGAACAGGUUCCACUUUGGCUGGAAUCAAUUGUAAAUGAUGACAUGGUUGUAUCCUCUUAA